CUCGGAGUGUCCUUUGCAAUGAAAGUAAGUCCUGACGUAUCAACCAGUCUUAACUCAAGUAUUGCUCCAUUUUCUGCUCUUGCAUCAAGGGGAGCUGCGGUGGCACUAACUGGUCAAAGACAACGAAUCUUCCAUGCAGUUUCAAAGAGCUUGAAUUGGAUGAUGCCAAAUACAGUUAAUUUUCUGAAAAUUUUCAGAGAAAUUGUUGAUGUUACGGAUAUGAAGAACAGCAUGUUUCAUAGAUCGAAUUGUUUGGCUCUCAAUGAGGUUGAAAAAUUGCCAGAAGAACAGACACGUCUGAGCUUGACACCAGGUUUAGCACGCUAUAGUUUAUCUGGGUGUGAAGAAUAUUUGCUGCAGAAGGUUAGUCUUUCCCUGGCAAACUGCUCUAUGCUCUACUUUCCUGAUGUACCAGGGACCCGGAUAUGCGAUCCAGUGGAAACCUCUCAGUUUAUUGUAUACAUGGAGAACUUAGAGGAAUUUGGUCUUGAACGAGUUUUAUCUAUCUCCGACCAAGAAUGUAUUAAAGUCUGUAGAUCUACAACAUAUCAAGCAAAGAUUUCUUCAGCCCAGAUAUCAAACCGUAUACAAUCUUUAUUUAACCUGUUUUCCAGCAAGAAUGAGAUUCAUGCAGAUGGAAUAUUUGUGACUGUUUACUACAGUACCUUUGAUUAUAAGGAAAUAGCCUACAAGGGAAAGAGUUUAAAUGAUUGGUUAUCCGCUGUUGGUGGCAAUAUUGGUUUGUAUAUUGGAGCCUCUAUAUUUACUAUACUAGAACCUAUUAUUCUCAUAGAACAGGCUUUUACUGAGCUCAUUUGCUCUUUGGUAUCUAAACUUAUCAAAAAAUAAAAAAAGUUAAAAAAAGAACUGUUUGUAAUGAAUGUUAUUGCUGUUAAUUAAUAAACUAUAUCUAAUCUUU
This is a messenger RNA of Eurytemora carolleeae, 919 nucleotides long. Its product is annotated as acid-sensing ion channel 3. Bases 19 to 849 code for a protein of 276 amino acids. Gene Ontology annotation, biological process: sodium ion transmembrane transport. Gene Ontology annotation, cellular component: membrane. The transcript is spliced from 9 exons. Gene Ontology annotation, molecular function: ligand-gated sodium channel activity. The record is from RefSeq and is a predicted model, not a curated record. NCBI's taxonomy places the organism in Eukaryota, Metazoa, Arthropoda, Copepoda, Calanoida, Temoridae.